Molecule: messenger RNA, 2123 nt
Organism: Nelumbo nucifera (sacred lotus)
Lineage: Eukaryota; Viridiplantae; Streptophyta; Magnoliopsida; Proteales; Nelumbonaceae
Molecular function (GO): protein binding
Source: RefSeq, a predicted model, not a curated record
CAUAUUAUAAUUCUUCACCUUUUCUUCACUCGGUUUUCAUCAUUGUACCUUCCACCCUACGUGAAGGAAGAAACCCAAAUCAGCUUUUGAGCUUUUCCUUUUUUUUCUUUUUUUGGGUCUUUUAAUUUUCCAGGCAGCAUAGUUCUCAGUGGACAAAACCCAGCUCCCUCCUCAAAAAUCUCAUACAUUUUCCAGUGGUCUCCUCAAACCGAUCGAAAUCCACCUCCCAAGAUGCAGAAACAGAGAUGGGUCUUCAAUCUCGUCUUCGCCUUUUCAUUCUGUGCUGUGCUCUCAGAAACCCUAGCUGAAACAGGUGCACAAACCAUAGCUUGCUCGGAAGCAGAUAGAGCUGCACUUCUUGGCUUCAAAUCCAGAAUCUGGAAGGACACAACAGAUAUUCUAGCGUCAUGGGUUGGUAAGGAUUGCUGUGGAGGAGACUGGGAAGGUGUUCAGUGUAACACAGCAGGAAGAGUGAUUGGGUUGCAGUUGCAGAGACCCUCAGAUAGAGAGAGUGGCCUUUGCAUGAAGGGAACGCUGUCCCCUUCUCUGGCUGGCCUACAGUUCCUGGAGGUGAUGGUGAUAAGUGGGAUGAAGCAAAUAGGAGGGCCCAUUCCAGAGAGCUUCUCAAAGCUUACCCGUCUCACCCAACUUGUCCUUGAUUACAACGCAUUGCAAGGGUCUGUACCUUCAUUUCUCGGUCAGUUGCCUCUUCUCCAGACUGUAUCAUUAAAUGGAAACCAUCUGAAUGGACAGAUUCCUCCGAGUCUAGGAAACCUCAGAAACCUCAUCCAGAUGAAUUUAGCCAAGAAUUCCCUAGAAGGUCCAAUCCCACCCACCUUCAGAAACCUUCAUAAUUUGCAGUAUUUUGAUCUUAGUUACAACAAUUUAUCUGGGUCAAUCCCAGAUUUUAUGGGACAGUUUCAGAACUUGACCUUCAUUGACUUCUCCAAUAACCAAUUCUCAGGCCAGAUACCCAGCUCCCUCUGUAACUUGACCAAUCUUUUGGACGUCUCUUUGAGCCAUAACCAACUUACAGGAAGAAUCCCUGACAACAUUGGCAACCUAAACGCACUUAGCAGCCUUUCUCUGAGUGGAAAUCGCCUUUCUGGUCAAAUACCAGCCUCCAUUUCAAGGUUACAGAGGCUUUGGUACCUUAAUUUGUCCAGAAAUGCUCUGUCAGAUCCUUUACCAGCCCUUACAAAGGGACUCCCGUCUCUGCUGUCUAUAGACCUGUCCUAUAACAACCUCCAUUUAGGAAACGUUCCCGAUUGGAUCAGUAGAAGAGAAUUUACAGACGUGCACCUGGCUGGCUGUGGCCUCAAGGGAACUCUCCCAAGCUUUGCAAAGCGAGAUUCUUUUAAUUCCAUUGACCUCUCUGACAACUUUCUUCAAGGUGGGUUUUCAAAUUUCUUCACAAACAUGUCAAGUUUACAGAAGAUCAAGCUUGCAAACAACCAGUUGAGGUCAAACAUUUCGGAGAUUGCAUUACUAGAUGCGUUUUCCUCUAUUGAUCUCCACUCAAAUCAACUCUAUGGGCCAAUAUCAACACUUUUAGACACUAACAAGAUCGGAUUUCUGGAGCUUAUAGACAUCUCAAACAAUCAAAUCACAGGUGAGAUUCCAGAGUUCAGUGAAGGUUCGGGUUUGAAACUGCUGAACUUGGCAAGCAACAGAAUUUCAGGUCAAAUCCCAGAUUCAAUCUCAAACUUGAUUGAACUAGAAAGGUUUGAUGUUUCAAGGAACCAGAUUAAGGGCACCAUCCCUGAAAGCUUAGGCCAGCUUCCAAAGUUGCAAUGGCUCGACCUGUCCAUCAAUGCACUCAGUGGGAAGAUCCCAGACAGCUUUCUAAGCUUACAGAGCCUCAGGCAUGCAAGCUUCAGGGCAAACAGACUGUGUGGAGGGAUACCGCAAGGGAGACCAUUCAACAUUUUUCCUGUGGCUGCUUACGCCCACAACCAAUGCUUAUGUGACAAACCCAUGCCACCUUGCAAGAUAAGCAACCUGCAGGAGUAGGGUCAGUGAAAUGCUGACCCAACUACCAAUGGGCAUUUUUCAUGCCCUAUCAACAUUGUUAAAUCAGAUUAGAGUUCUAUUUCAUAAUAACUGAAAUCCUUUAUUUUUUU